Amphibalanus amphitrite is the source of this 847-nucleotide messenger RNA. RefSeq names its product meiosis-specific nuclear structural protein 1-like. The transcript has 6 exons. Bases 173 to 847 code for a protein of 224 amino acids. Lineage: Eukaryota; Metazoa; Arthropoda; Thecostraca; Balanomorpha; Balanidae. The record is from RefSeq and is a predicted model, not a curated record.
AGAUGAGAAGUGCGGCUACUAAUUUGCAAUUUUCGCAUUUUUAGAGCCCGCGCGCUUCUUAUAUUUAUUUACGUUUACAUGUUUUUGUGUUGGUAUUGAUUAUUGUCGCACGUCCACCGCACUUAGUAUUGUUGUGGAAGGCGGAAGAAAGUUGAAGUGCUAAAGCACAAACAUGACAACAUUAGAGGCAAAAAGAAUUAAAAAAUAUGUUGAGGACAGGGAAAAGCAGAAUGACAUCGAGAAGGAUAUACAAGUGAACACAUGGAAAGAUGUAUUUGCAAAGGCCAGCACAGGAGCUGUUGAGAAGGCGGAUAGGAGACGGCUAAACCAUCAGCUAUACACGCAGCAGGGCGAACUGCAGGAGGAACAGAGGCUACUGGAGAAGCUGAACGAGCGGGAGCAGGCGGCACACCGCGCGGCCCAGGAGGCGCUGCUGGCCGAACAGCUCGCCAAACUGCGAGAUGACAAGAUCAGGGACGAAAAGGAAAGGCUGCGGAUACGUCAAGAGAGUGAGGAGCUCAAGCUGCUGGAGCGUCAGUUGUACCAGGCCUAUGUCAACAAGGAGCGCCACCUUCAGCUGCAGCAGAAGCGGCUGGAGAAACACCGACAGCAGAUGGAGCAGCAGCGGGACAAGGCCGCACUGGACGAGUACACCAAACAGUACGACAUCGAGAAACAGGAGCGAGAGCGACAGCGGCUCGUCGACAGCGCCCGCUACCUGGAGGGACUGCGGCAGCAAUUUGUGGAGAAGGACCUUCAGAAGGAGAGCGAGUUCCAAAAGUUCCUCAAGGAGAAGGCUGUCAUUGAUGAGGUCGUGCGGCAGAUUGAAGAGGAGGACAAGCGGUAA